AUUUACCUAGUAGGAAUUUGCAGUUGAAGGCAAGAGUUUGUACUUGGAGUCUUGCUUGACAGUUUGACUUUGCCAGGAUGCAAAGUUUCACCGCAGUAAUAUUUCUCCUUCUGGUUUCGUCCAUCUGCAGGACAUAUGGAAACACUUGUGAAGGAAUGUGUGGGAAAAAAUUGGACUCAUGUUCAUGCCAUGCAACAUGUGCAUCUUUGAAGACCUGCUGCACUGACUAUAAAGAGCAUUGUGUUACUAUCGCUCCGUACUCUGGCUCCAUCAUGGGUGGGACAGAUUUCCUUGUCCUUGAUGCAAAUUUCAUUAAGAGUUCUCCGAUUGUAUGCAGGUUUAACGAUCAAAUUAAUACGGUUGGGUAUGUGGAUGAAGAUGGUAAAGGCCACUGUAUCUCUCCGCUGUUAUACGAAUCAGGAUGGGUUUCUUUGCAGAUCUCCUCAGACAAUGGUACUACAUUCAAUAGGACUGGAUCCUGGCUUUCAGUUCACACAGGCAAGCUGGGUUCUCAGUUUAAAGCUACAUUGAUCAACUCCACAAAGUGGCAGUACUAUGGCACUCCCAAUGUCCAAGGCCCCCUUCAGAUGACAUGGAACACUUCUUUGGUCAAGGCAGAAAGGGUCAAUAUAGAGCUAUGGGGAUACAGUGAGACAGGAGAGCCCUAUACAGAACACUGGCAUGGUGAGUGGCAAUAUCUGUACUCACUUACAAAGGAUUAUCCCAACAACGGCUCCUUCAGCUUUUUACCCAAACCAGCGGAGGAUAGGUUUUCAAAUUGGGAGCUUGGUUCUCUUCGUAUCAGUCCAAGCAGCCACCCUGAUGGCAUGUUCAACGUUCAAGCAACAUGGACUGAGGAUCAUGCUCUGGCCUGGCAUCUGGAAGAGAAGUUCAGAGAGAAUUCAACGACUUGGGCCCUGGAGAAAUGUUUAGCAUGGGAUCAGCUGGAGGACAAGAUCCCCAGCUUCCUCAGCGAGAUCAUCGACUGUCCUUGCACUCUGGCCCAAGCGAGAGCAGACACAGGGAGGUUUCAUACUGAUUAUGGCUGUGAUAUAGAAAAAGGGAGUGUGUGCACCUACCAUCCUGGGAGUGUCCACUGUGUAAGGGCUAUACAAGCUAGUCCCAAGUAUGCAGCAGGACAGCAGUGUUGUUACGACAGCACCGGAGCUCAGGUCCUGACAGCAGACUCCAUUGGAGGUAGCACGCCAGACCGGGGACAUGACUGGGGCUCGCCUCCCUACAAAAAACCACCUCGGAUUCCUGGGGCCUCCCACUGGAUCUAUGACGUCCUCAGCUUCUACUACUGCUGCCUCUGGUCUGACAACUGCCACUACUACUUCAAACAUCGACCCUCCAGUGACUGCAGGCGCUACCAGUCACCCAACUCAGCUGUGGUGUUUGGAGAUCCUCACUUCGUAACAUUUGAUGGUGUCAGCUAUUCCUUCAAUGGCAAAGGCGAAUACACUUUGGUGACCUCAGAUAAGGAUGACCUAAUAAUCCAGGCCAGAACAGAGCCUGUGAAUGGAACUACAAUAAAAGCCACAAAGUUGUCAGCUGUAGCCAUGAAAGAGGCGUCCUCUGACAUUCUUGAGGUGCGGCUGGUCAGCGGAGACGGUGGCCUUGAGGUGCUGCAUAACCAAAAAACCCUCUCCUUUGCUGAACAAAGCUGGAUGGACUUGCAGGGUGUUUUUGUAUUUUCUCCUACGUCUACAAAUGUGACUGUGAUGUUCCCAUCUGGUGCCGGGGUCGAAGUGCGGGCGAGAGAGGAAACCAUGACAGCCACUGUCCUGCUGCCUGAGGAGUUUAAAAACUCCACUCUUGGACUGUUGGGGAAGAUGAACGGUGACGCCAGUGACGACCUCAUCCAUAGCAACGGCCAGCUUGUGCGGAAAAUCAGCAAUCCGGAGGAGUUGUUCAACUUCGGGGCGAGCUGGGCUGUUGACAACACAUCUGCUUUGUUCACAUACGAUUCAGAAUAUCUUCUGGAGAUGUAUUACUUCGUCCCCAGACAUGACACAAGUUUUAUUCCAGUGUUUUUCGUCCCUGAGAGUCCAGAUGAUCCACUUAACAACCAGGCAGCAGUGAUUUGCUCUGGAGAAGGCUCUCACUUCUGCAGGUAUGACAUCCUGGUAGGUCGCAGCCCAGCGAUGGGCAAUGCCACCAGAGUGUCCUUCCAGAGUCAUGUUUCUCUUGUGGAGGAUUUAAAGCCAGUGAUGUCCUGUGGAUGGCUUCCACCUCCCAACAAUGGGAAGAAGCAGGGAACAACCUACUUACAAGGUGCCAUAGUAGCGUUUUCCUGUGAUGAAGGCUACACACUCGAAGGAUCAGCACAGCGAGUCUGCCAGAGAAAUGGCCAGUGGUCUGGAGAAGACACGAGCUGCGUUCAUCCCAAUAAUCUUGCAGGAAUCGUGGCCGGUUCGGUCAUUGGAGCUUUGGCACUGACUUUAAUUAUAGUAUCAAUUGUUCUCCACUCCAGAAAAAAGAAAAGAAGAGAUUCAGAAGAAUACAGCAACAGUUUCUAAGAAGAAUCCUGGCUGUUUUAAUUAUACUUCAAACAUAUUCUUCAGAAAUUCAGGCUUUGGUAAUUACACUGAUCUUAUUAUUUACAGAAAGUAGAAAUGAUUUAGUCUAUUCCAAAUGUUACAAGUGGACAAAAUGUUAACGAAUAUGAACAAUAUUGUAACACAGCGUGUGCUACGGGGGUCACAGAGACAGCGGACACCGGGAUCUUUGCAGGACUUUUAUUUUCUUUGCACGUGUCACAAACACUCCAGAGGCUUCGUCAGCCAAACUGCUCGUCCCCUCUGCUCUGCUUCCGUCCUUCUCCCGUCUCCAGAGCCCACACCCUACUGAAAUACACAGAGAGUAAUUAGACACACCUGUGUACCGUCAGCUGUUCCAGCCGCGUCACCUGUGCGCCACUCCCCCGCACUCCCUCUCUCCCCUGCAGACCACGCCCCAAUCCUGCACCCUGCCACAAAUAUAUCUCAUGAUACUUUGAUAGUGAACAUUUAAAUCGAUACUUUUAAAAUUUUUACUCAUGGUCAAGCAAAUGUGACUGCACAAGAAAAGAAAAUUGUAUAUGUAUUUGAAUAAAUGCACUUAUAAAACAAAACUCCACUAAAAUGCUACUGUAUCUGCAUGAACACUCCACUAUUAUCAACUCUAUUGUCAAGCUCUAUAACAAUGUAUACAUUUGAAAUUUCAUUUAAUCAAUAAAGCUACCUAUGAGAGCGA
Messenger RNA from Cololabis saira (Pacific saury), 3237 nucleotides. RefSeq names its product sushi domain-containing protein 2-like. The coding region runs from base 78 to 2522 and encodes 814 amino acids. NCBI's taxonomy places the organism in Eukaryota, Metazoa, Chordata, Actinopteri, Beloniformes, Belonidae. The transcript is spliced from 16 exons. The record is from RefSeq and is a predicted model, not a curated record.